UUAUUUUAAAGUGUAGUGUCUUGUUUAUGCCGCCUGCCCACCGGAAGCUCUGCGACCCGUGUCGCUGCAGCGUUGCGCUUUCCUGUUUACGAGCGGGAAGAGCGAACGGAGCAUCACCGUGUACACUUUUAGGGGUUUAUUAUCGCCUGCACAUUUGUUUUUAGCUGUCUUCGAGAGCGGCAGUCUACACGUUUUAAUGAGCCACUUGGCACUAUCAGGAGUUUAGAUACGUUGUAGGCGGAGCGCUGGUGAAAACAAGAGGUGUUUUUGGAGCGGAGUGGGACAGAUGGAGGAUCCUCCAGCAGAUCCUAGCGGCGGCGACGGCUGUGGUGCAGCGGAGGGCCCCACGGUGCAGGUGGCUGACAUGCGCUGGCCAACCGGAGCUCUUCCGCUCCGGCUCCUGGAGUGGAAGGUCAAGCCAGGGUCUCUCGUGAACGUGGACUCGGUUCUUGCCUUAUGUGCUCUCAUAGCUCAGAAUAAGGAGACGGAGGCUGCUGCUAGGCUGCCAGAGAAGAAGGUGAAAUCGGACCGUGCUGGAGUGGUGAAGGAGCUCUGCUGUCAGCCAGGACAAAUAAUUCCUCCCGGGGGCGUCAUCGUCAGAAUCGAAGAGUGCAGCCAUCCAAUAGUGAUGAAGGGUCUGUGCGCCGAAUGCGGCCAGGAUCUGACUCAGCUGCAGGGGACUAAUGGGAACCAGCAAAGUCCCAUCUCCAAAGCAACAGUCUCCAUGGUGCACAGUGUCCCUGAACUGAUGGUCAGCUCGGAGCAAGCCAAACAGCUGGCCCAAGAAGACCAGCAGAGGCUGCACCGUAACAAAAAGCUGGUCCUCAUGGUGGACCUGGACCAGACGCUGAUCCACACCACUGAGCAGCACUGCCAGCGCAUGUCCAACAAGGGGAUCUUCCACUUCCAGCUGGGUCGGGGGGAGCCCAUGCUCCACACGCGGUUACGGCCGCACUGCAAGGAAUUCCUGGAGAAAAUCGCCAAACUCUACGAGCUGCACGUCUUCACAUUCGGGAGCCGUCUAUAUGCACACACCAUUGCUGGCUUCUUGGAUCCCGAAAAGAAACUUUUCUCCCACAGAAUCCUUUCUAGAGACGAAUGCAUAGAUCCGUUCUCCAAGACGGGGAAUCUUAGGAACCUGUUCCCCUGCGGCGACUCCAUGGUCUGCAUCAUCGACGACCGUGAAGACGUCUGGAAGUUUGCACCGAACCUCAUCACUGUGAAGAAGUACAUCUACUUCCAGGGCAUCGGAGACAUCAACGCUCCGCCAGGAUCACGGGAAGCUCAGAUGGCCAAAAAAGCUGGAGGCCCUUCGAGUCGGCCGACAGAGAGCACAGAACAAGUGGAAGCGACUGGUGCUGAUGAGCAAAAUAAUGGCCUCAGGAAACGGUCAAAGGAGCCAGGCGUUUCAGGAAAGGAAGAACUUUCAUUACCUCGGUCUUCUCAGGAAGGAGCUGUCGUUGAAAGGACACAGGGGGGUGAGGAGGAGGAGCAGGAAGAGGCAGGACGGAGUCGAGGGUCAGACGCUGGUCAAAAGGUUACAGAGUCUGGGCAGAAACCAAAGGACACUCAGGUGGAGGAUAAUAAAGAUGUUAAAGAGGAUGGUGGCAACAGGACAGAAGAGGCACAGGGAGGUGCCAACUCCUCAGCACCGAGCCACGACUCCAAUAACUUGGAUUUUGACCUUUCUAGUGACAGCGACAGUGAAUCGGGUACAGGAAAGCCCGCCUCGCCAGACGGCGGAAGUCAAAGUAGGACUCGCGCAACAAAGGAGUCUGAACAGGAAGGAGAUGGACACGAGCCCUUUGAUGAGGACGUGACGAAGGACGGGGACAGCAAAGGUUCUUGCGAAGUCGAGAACAGCUCGGACUCGGCAGAACACCCGGGCGUCGUCCUGCCCGACCCCGAGCUGGGGAACGGCUGCUUAGAGAGGAGAGAACCGGAAACCGAGUCCCAGAACAGCGAACAGUCCGGAGUCACGAUGGGAGAGGAACUGCUGGAUCAGAGCAUGGAAGACGAGGAGGAAGAGGAAGAGACUGACAACGACCAGGACGAUCACCUCAUCUACCUGGAGGAGGUGCUGGAACGGAUCCACGCAGAGUACUUUGCCCGUUACGAGACCUACCUGAGGAAGGAGGCAUCGGAGACGCCAGACAUCCGCAGGAUCGUUCCAGAGUUGAAGAGUAAGACUCUGGAGGGCACGACGGUCGUGUUCAGCGGACUCUACCCCACUAACUACCCCAUGGAGAGGACAAGGGAGUUCUACCACGCCAAAGCCCUGGGGGCCAAAAUCGGCAAGAGUCUGAUCCUCAACUCGCAGGACCCCAACCGGACGACACACCUAGUUGCAGCGAGAGCAGGAACCGAGAAGGUACGGCAGGCGCAGGGCUGCAAGCACCUCCAUGUGGUCAACCCCGACUGGCUGUGGAGCUGCCUGGAGCGCUGGGAGCGGGUGGAGGAGCAGUUGUACCCUCUGAAGGAGGACUACUCCAGGACCCCACGGAGCAACAGCCCAGCCGCCUUUCUUGACAAUCAGGGCUGCCUGCAGAAGGCCGUCUUCCAACCAGCUCCCGUCCACCCCAGACCCCAAGGGGUUUUUUCAGAGGCUCGGACCUAUGACUCGGUCACAGGGAAGCUAAUCCGCAGGGGCCCUCAGGCAGGGCGUCCGUCAGCCUACCUCCAAGUGUCGGGACCCCUCUCCGACCGCAUGGAUCAGUCUGGUCUCAGGGGAGCCGCACAGGGUCAGCAGAACGAGGCGGCCGGGUCCAGCCAGGACGACGAGCAGCCGGGGCCUUCCCGCCGGGAGCGGCAGCCGAGCAUGUCGGAAACGAUGCCGCUGUACACGCUCUGCAAGGAGGACCUGGACAGCAUGGACAGAGAGGUGGACGACAUUUUAGGAGAGGAGAGCGACAACGAGAGCGAGGGGCGAGGGAAGGAGAAGCCGGGCAACGAGGAUAUUGCCGAGGAAGAGGAGGAGGAGCAACAGCAGCAGCAGCCAGAAGCUGGAGAGUCGACAUCAGGGCCCCCCUGUAAGCCAGACGGAGUGGAGGAAAGACUUCAGACCACACCUCCCAGUGACUCCAGUUUGUCAGAGAUUGCCCCAAGGUGUCAGAAACGGAAGCACGAUGACGCCGGAGAGGAUGAGGAGGGUGCUGACGUGGAGAGCAAGCAGGCAAGGCGGGACUCCGCCGACGAGUCGUCUAAAGACUCCAACGAGGAAGAGGAGGGCAGCAGCUCGGAGGCAGACGAGAUGGUCGCCGCCCUGGAGGCGGAGCUAAACGACUUUAUGUGAGAGGGGGGGGAAAACUGACUGAAAGCCAGUCCUUACCGACGUCACACACGGUACCCACACAUCGCUCUCCCACUCCCUCCCGUAAUCCGGAGUCGCCGUGGUUACGACGUGGGGAGCGAUGAAUGUGUGUCGUAAUAAAAACCUGAAUGUCCUGUACAGAACCAGCGCCUUUCUGCGGAAAUGAAGGCUUGGACUUUUGUAGCACUGCUAUACAUAAAUAUAUAUAUAUGAAUAUAAAUAGAUAUAAAUAUAAAUCGCCUUUUGGUGGCAUAAAUCCUUUGACGUUAACAUUUUAUUGCGAGGUAAGCUCUAGGACUUAUGAAAUUUGAUACUUCUGUUGUUUUUCUAUUUGGAUUUUUAUAUUGUUGAAAAGAUGAAUAAAAAAAAAAAACAUAAGUGUAUAUUUUACUGAUGGUUCUUGCCAAAGAGUUUUGAAAUAGGUUUGCCAAGUUGUGCAGCUAAAAAAAAAAAAAAAAAAAAAAUUAAUCUCAACUUCCACUUUCUAAGAUUUUUUUUAAAUUAUUGUUAUAAUUAUUCUUUGAUCGCAGCAGGUUGUUAGGGUCAAUUAGUUUAUCCAGACAUUUGAAUGUGUUUCUUCCAUUAGUUUUUUUGUUAUUUGUAUAUUUUGUAAACAUUUUGUGUGCUAACAGAAGAUCUUUUGUUAAUGACGAAUAAAAGAUAACAUCCCAGUAACAGGAAGCGGAUCUGACUCUGCCAAUGAUGACUUCCUGUUGGCGGGAAUCAGAACACAGGAAAGGAAACGGAUUUUAUGGGGGCAGACAUUUUGAGUUCAACUGAAAAUAAAGGGAUUAUAAGAUUGUCCAAAACCGCUAUCUGAUUCGAACUAAUGGGAAAGUCGCUCGUGUUAGUUGUUGAAUUUUGUUUCGCCUGUGCUGCGGUUUACACAUUGCUGAACGAUUCUUUAGAUCAUUGCAACUUCAAACAAAACAUUUUACCAACCAACCCACCAAUUUCUCUUAUAAUCUGGAACUGAUCGGGGAACUAUGAUGAGUAAAAGCAAGGCACAGACAUUUUUCACAAGCAAUUCCUUUGUUUUUAGCUACAAAUGCACAAUUUCUGGACAAUACCAAUCUCCAUUUUGAUGGGGUUUUUGUUUUUGUUUGUUUUUUUUGCUCAGAACGCCAUCAUACAGAAGAUAAAAAUGUAUCACAUCAAAUUGAUGAAAACAUUUCUGGAUUAACUGGGUAAAUUUUUCUAAUGAAAUAAAAAAAAGUAGGAAAGUAUGUGUUGGUUGAUGCAUUUAUAAAUCAAAACUGGUGGGAAUCUUAAGUUUUGAUGAGUGCAGGAAAAAAAAAGAUUUUCAGAGUGUGUCCCACAUCUCAAUCAGAGCUGAUCAGAAGGAAUAUUGGCUGAUUUCAAUCUGCCUGACUGACUGACUGGUGAGUCUUUAGGCAAAAUCUCUUUCAUUUUUAUGGUUUGUGUUUUAAAUUUGCAGUUUUCAUCUAAAGAGUCAAACUGUCUUUUGCCAGUUCUGUGCCCUUCAGAUUUCAGAGCAGCUUAAUAUUUUAUAUCUCACUAUUCUAUAUAUGUUGCUUUCUUAUCUAGGAUUAAAGCUAGAGGGACAUGCAAAGAAAAUGUCAAUUUGAAGUAAAAUUGUCAAAUUUCAUUUUUGCCAACUUGUAGCGAACGACGACCAAUCGAAGCAGCCCUGGGACAUUUUUUUGUUUGAAAGUAGGGAUGCAACAAUAUGAAAUUCAAGGCCAAUAUUGACAUCCGAUAUUAAUAUCGCUGUUCUGGUCGAUAACCAAUAUUUGCCGAUAUCAUUUUUUUUCUCUACUGUUUUGAUGGUCAAAAAACCUGUACAGUACAGCUUCUUUAAAACUGCACCAUGUUGCAUACUUGUUUGUGUUGGAUAAAAAAAUUUUAGACACAAAAUCACAAAUAUUUAUUUUUAUAGUGUUUUUUUUGUUGUUGUUUCUUUUUUUAACUUUUUGAUAUUUUGCAGACUCUAUAUUUUUUCAACAUUUUAUUACUAUUAUUUUUGAGUGAACUCAGAUUUUAUUAUACUGAGAUUUUAGGAUGGGAUAUGGAAAAUUUAUCGGUUGUUAAUAUCUGCCCAUUUUUAUGUAUGGGGCCGAUACUAAUAUGUUAAAAAAAAAAAAAAAAAAAAAAAAAAGACUAAUAUCACCCAAUAUGUGGUGUGUCCCUAUUUCAGAAUGCCAGCAAGUGGAUCCUCUUUCUGCAUAUAGAACGACUUAAUACACUGCUGCUUGAAGGGUUUUCUUCCACUAAUGUUCACCAAACCAAAUCUGGCCCCGUUUACAGUCUUCGUGCUAAGCUAACUAGCUAGCCGCUAUGCUAGGGAUUAGCACAGCAUUUCUCGGGGUAAAAAACAUAU
Gambusia affinis (western mosquitofish) is the source of this 5651-nucleotide messenger RNA. It is a transcript of the gene ctdp1, whose product is annotated as CTD (carboxy-terminal domain, RNA polymerase II, polypeptide A) phosphatase, subunit 1. The transcript is spliced from 13 exons. Bases 287 to 3292 code for a protein of 1001 amino acids. Gene Ontology annotation, molecular function: RNA polymerase II CTD heptapeptide repeat phosphatase activity. The record is from RefSeq and is a predicted model, not a curated record. Gene Ontology annotation, cellular component: nucleus. Lineage: Eukaryota; Metazoa; Chordata; Actinopteri; Cyprinodontiformes; Poeciliidae.